Austrofundulus limnaeus is the source of this 1373-nucleotide messenger RNA. Its product is annotated as thyroid adenoma-associated protein homolog. Lineage: Eukaryota; Metazoa; Chordata; Actinopteri; Cyprinodontiformes; Rivulidae. Gene Ontology annotation, cellular component: cytosol. Gene Ontology annotation, biological process: tRNA methylation. The record is from RefSeq and is a predicted model, not a curated record.
GUGAGGAACUCGUCCACGCUCCUGUUCAGCACUCUGAUCACCAGGAUUUUUGGAGUAAAAAGAGGAAAAGAUGAGCACUCGAAGAAGAACAGGAUGACGGGUCGCGAGUUUUUCACUCGUUUUCCGGCUCUUUAUCCAUUUCUGCUGAAGCAGCUGGAGGAAGCUGCAGCCUCGGUGGAAAGUGACAGUGGCCAUGUUAAGCUCCACCCCAGCCUGUUCUUACUGCUGCUGGUUCUCAGCCGCCUCUAUCCUUCACCCAUGGAUGGAUCCUCUUCACCUCUAAGUCUUGGUCCAUUUAUCCCUUUAAUUAUCAGAUGCGGUUCCUCUGCUGUAUAUCGUACCAGAGAAAUGGCUGCUYGUGCCCUGGUCCCCUUUGUUUUCCUCACUAAGGUCCCCUCUGUUGUCCUGUCCUUAAUACAGGAUCUCCCAACAGAACCGGGACCCCAGAUCCAACAGAACCACAUCCAUGGAACCCUGCUGCAGGUGCUGUUCAUCCUGCGCUCCUUCCAGACAGACUCACACCGACCCCUACCAACAGGAARUGGCAUUAGUGAAGCCGUCCAUCAGCGCAUGUGGCUCGCCACCAAACAGAACAACUGUUUGGUGACCAGAGGAGCCUUUUUAGACGUGUUGGUGUGUCUUUGUGGCUGCAAGACCAGCCUGCUAGAAGAUGCAGAGGUCAGCGCUCUCCGUCAAAAGGCUCUUGUGGUUCUCAUGGCCUCAGAACUGCUCACUUCGGACCUUUCUGCUGUCUCUGGACUGGGCAGCACUCAGUACCUGCUCAGCCUGGCCCACAUGGCCCUCAGUGUCAGUGAUCAUAAUUCUGAUCUGCAGCCGAGCUCCCAGCUCCUGGAGCAUCUUCUGAGAUGUCCACAUUACGAGGUGAGGGAGCGGGCUGUGGAGGGCCUCCUGAGCAGACUGAAGGAGGAGGACCUACAGAUGAGGCCUCAGUGGCUGGAACAGACCACCAUGUCCAACCUGAUCCACCUUGCCCUUCAUGAGAAACACCACCAGUGUUUGGCCAAGUGUGGAGCUUCACUCUGCUGCCCUGAGGCUCGUCUCUCAGCUGCUGGUGGAACAGGUGACCUCUGACCUCCAGGCUGCCAGCAGAYUGGACUGUUUACCUGAGUGGGUGGAGCUUCUGUGCUCCUGCUGUUCUGAAGAACAACCUGCACAGGUGAAGCUGACGGCUGCUGAGGUUCUAGUUUCCUGUACCUCCUCCCUGCUGACGAGUCCUCACCUGCCUCUAGGUCUGACAGCUACAGUCUCCCUGUGGAGGAGUCUGUUCACCUUACUGCAGGACGAAGACCAGGAGGUCCGAGACUCUGCGUCUGACUUCACCUGUAAUGUUCCAGCUCACCUGCUCCACACAG